Messenger RNA from Symsagittifera roscoffensis, 26289 nucleotides. RefSeq lists its product as uncharacterized. The record is from RefSeq and is a predicted model, not a curated record. The transcript has 18 exons. The coding region runs from base 1 to 26202 and encodes 8733 amino acids. Gene Ontology annotation, cellular component: cytoskeleton. Lineage: Eukaryota; Metazoa; Xenacoelomorpha; Acoela; Convolutidae.
AUGAAGUUGAAUGAUCUGAAAGGGAAGUUGAAAUCAUUUGAAGAAGAAACUCUGGGCAUUAAAGAACCGGUUCUAAGAGUCAAUGAGAUACAGACAGUGGGAGCAAAGCUUGAAGACAGUGAGAUGAAAUUGAAAACCACAUUGGAUGAGAUCAUUUCAUCAUUAACACUUCUGCCGGUCCCCGAGAUUCAUUCAAGUGACAGCCAUGAAGACGAAGCAGACGGUCCCAUUCCAGCGAUCAUACUGACCGAAACUGAAACGAACUCACACAGACUUCUAGAACAACCGAUGCAACAAACCCCAACUUCAAUAACCGAACUACAAAGCCCCUUGCAGUCGUUUAGUCUCCAGUCAUCCAGAUCGUUCAUUGGAAUCAAUCGACCAAGGAAAGAAAUACUGACUGGAAGCGUCCAGAUGGAUUCCAGAAAAAGGAUCCCGUCUUUUGACACCAGUGCUGAAAAUUUGACAAAAAUAGGAAAACUAGAAGAAAAUUCAGAUUCUAUAAAAUACACUGAAGUUACUAGAACAUACCAAGAUGAUGAAGGUAACGAAGUAGUCGAGAAGAAAUAUUAUAAAGCAGAAAGUUCUAGAAUUUCCGACCUUGUUUCGAAGCCGGAAUUUGAAAUCACCGCUGUUAAUUUAGACUCAGAGGAAGUUAGAGAACGGUUGGUUACAUCUGGCGUCAUUGAUACUGAAACAUGGGCAAGACGAACGAUGUCAAGUUCAAUGUUAAACUUGGACUCCUUUGAUAGAGGUGAAAGAUUUCAAAGUGUGCAGAACCUUUCUUCGAGGUUUGAAACAGUUGAAGAAUUUGUGAUCGAACAAGAAAUUGAGAAAGAUGAAAAAGGCGAUGAAAAAAUUUUGACCGAAAAAACUUACCCACUGCACGAGACGACAGAUGAGGAAACCCCUUGGAAACCCAAAUCUUUUGAAAACAAAGACUACAUUGUAGAAGUGACGGUAGUAAAAACAAAUGCAAAUGGAAAGCAAAUUGAAGAAACUAGAAAAUUUGCUAAAGACGAUCCGGCUAUUGAAGAUUUCGUGGCCAACAGAGAAAUAGUGAGCCAGCAGACAUUCAGCGGUAAAUUUACGAGAACAGUAAUCGAGGAAACUCGAUCGGAAAAAAUACGACUCGAAGGUACGCCUGACUUUUUUGAGUCGUCAAGCACAAAAAUAAGCACAAGACUAGAGAAAGAGUUUUACGAAGAAGGCGCGGGCAUCGAAAAGUCAAAACAAAGAGUGGGAUCAACAAUGUUCAUCAAUGAAUAUCAUCAAAACAACAGUUCGUCAGAGGUCAAAGAAACGUUCAAAGUAGAAAGGUCAGGAAAAAUCGCAUCUUUGAAAUCUUACAGUGUUGAUCAGGUGUCGAUUGUGGUAAAAGGAAGCAGAGUUCAAGAAAAAUUCCUUCUGAAAAGCGAGGAUUUAAAUCAAGUUGGAAUUUUUGAGCUCCGAGUUUUUCCUAAUUUAGAUAGCGAACUAAGUGAAAAAUUCAUUAACAGAAACAGUUCGGAUUACUGGCGAUUGAAGGAGAGUGGAAUUCUUCCAAAAGAUUUGUCGCAAGGUCAAAGUUUUUCGCACACUGAGAUUGCGGUUGAGAUUACAGUUCCAGGAACUGAGAAGGAUAUCAAUUUAGAGCACGUCUACAUUUAUAAAUGCCAUGACCAGGAGCUUCUUGAGUUUCUGAAAAUAAACAAUUUGACUGCUCAUUUUGACGAAAUGAAGAGAAAAGCUCUACUUGGAAUCACAGAAACAGGAGACACGACUCUAGGAAACGAAGCAGAAUCAUCAAGCGAUUUGGACAUAUCAUCAACUGCCGAUGUCGUGGUGGUCGUCGAGCAUUUCCAGGACUUAAAAGGUCAACUUUUUGUGAUUGUUAAAUUCCAGAGUUUUAUGGAAGAGAAGGUGUACAAGUAUCCUGCAGACGAUCCGGAACUCCUGGAGAUGGUUAGGAAUGAAACAAUUCCAGCUGAGUCGUUGCCACAUUUAAUGGUCGUCAUUGGCAACGAAGUCAAUGAAAAUCGUAAUUCAAGUCAGUCCAGAAAUGAGUUCGACAGCAGCAGUGAUGAAAAACAAUCUGAAAAUUCUUCUGACGAAGAGCUAAUUGAAAUAUUGAAUACCGACGGAACAAAACAGUUUUUCAAACUGAACGAUCCUGAACUACUUAAGCAAGUCAGAGGAACGCAAUAUGAACGAGAAAUAGUUCAGCUGCGAAAGAGUGCUUCGCGUCUCAGCGUGAACAGCCGCUCAAAGACUAAAAAACGAGGCUCAACAAGCCAAGUCAAGGUUCGACGGAGAUGGUCAUCAAGCUCGGGUGAGUCAUCAUCGGAUUCAAGCGAAGAAGAAUACGAAGGUUAUAAGGUCACACUUUUGUCUAUUAAGCUAGAAGAGAGAAUUGCAAGCGAUGGUUUGAAAUAUGUUCACGUGACCAAAGUGUACCAAAGCGCAAAUGACGACGAAGAGAUUGAAGUUCAAAAACAAAUUGCGCCCGAAUCUUCAAAGAUUCCCAAAUUACGACAGAGGCAAGCAGAGCUCAAAAUGAGAAGAAGAACUAAGUCGCAUGUCGACCGAUUGGACCUGAUGCCACAAAUUGAGUUUCACCUUGGAAGCAGUUCCAACAUUUACACGCCUAAAAGUCCUGGAAAACGACCCAGAUUAUCAACAACCAGGAGCGAGCGAUUGGUUGAAUCUCCAAUUUCAAAAUCAAUGAGCAAUCUUCAGUUUGAAGACUACGGGAGAAUAGAAGCUGAAAACGACGUGCAAAUAAAUGAAUGGACGUUUCGCGCAGAAGAAGAAAUUACAGACGAAGGCGAAAGAUUUGUUCAUCUGUUUGAAAAUAAAUAUGGAGACGAGGUCGAAACAAUCCACAGAGCCGACUCGCCCACUAUAAUUGAAUUAAUUGAAGCAGGCGAGUUGCCCGAAUCAUUUUUGAUCCCAGCAUCGGACGACGAACACGAACAAGUUGUGCAACGGAAAUUUAUGGUCAAAAAACGACAAAUGAACGAAAACCCAACAAGCGAUUCGGGUGUAAAUCAACAACACGAGGAUCCCUUGUCGAAGCAUAGGUUGAGAGUAGAAGACGCAAUUGAUAAAGAAACAGGUGAUCGUCUGAUUCUGCUGACUGAACAGUUUACAGAUGAACGCGGAUCGGAUACUUUGAACCAGCAAAUACACAGACCGCAGUCACCUAGUAUCGUUCAAUUAGUCGACAGAGGCUUAGUGCCGGCUUCGUUUUUAUUUGAAGAACCAGAAAGAGAUAUAAUUGAAGAAGAUGAAGAUGGAUUUUUUACUGAAAACGUCGUGAAACGAGUGUAUGAACGGGUUUAUUCUGACUUCGUGGAAAUGCCCUUGAGCCCGCGAACUUGUUCGUCAUUCGGGGACAACGCAAUCGAAGAUCUAGAAUGGUUCCAGAAAAAAAUCAAGCCUGAAGAUUUCGAUGUCUGCGAAGCAGAAAUGGACGUUCAUGAUGUCAAAAUUAUUGAAGAGUUUUACAACCAAUCACCGAGCUUGUUUAUCAUUUCACGCCGGGGAAAAGCCUUAAAUGGAAAAAUAGCGGCAAAGACCACACGGCAUAGAGCUAAUUCACCGACCCUGACGCGGUACCUUAAGAGUGGCGUAGAAAUCAUUAAAAUUCAUCGCCCUGUGGAUGAAAGCACACUAGCCAAAAUCACAGAAGGUGGGCAUUUUUUGCCCUAUGUUAAGGGAUUGGAAGACAAAACGAAACCUUAUUUGAACGUCAAUGACCAGAAUUGGAACAAAGGAAAGCUGAUGUCACAGCAGUCAGCGUUUUUACGAUUCCAGGACUCGGAGCUUCUCAACCAGAUUUACCAAUCUGUGGACAUCCGACCAUUGAAAGGAAACACCGUCAAAGUCACUUCCUGGCUCGAACCAAUUAACGAUAAAACAUCCGUUGUUUCUGUAGAUGCUUUGGAGCAAGUCGAUUUGUCUAAUCAGAAAACAAUUUUGCUGAACAAAGUUAUUAAAGACCAGGACGGAAAUGCAUUCCAAGAGGUGAGAAGCUUCGACCCUGAAAGUGAAGUUAUUUCUGCUCUGGUGGAGGAAGGGCUUCUCCCUAAAAGUGUGACAAUUCAAGCCCGAAUUGUCUCACCUUAUGCAGUUCUUGGCCCCGAGAGUCCCACGUCCCGCGAGUCUCCGACAAACAAAAAGCAUCGCAAAACUUCCGAGAGGUCGGAAUUACUUUCAGAAACUCUCAAAAACAAAUCGCCAACCAAUGAAAAUGCGUGGAAAAAACGAACGGCUAAAACAAUCCUCAACAUUGACGAAAAGACAUUUCCAGGAACUGUUGAAGAAAUGCGAUCUGAGAAAGGAGACAAGUUUCUAAAUGUGACUGUGAUAGAACCCAUCUCAGAAAUGCAAAAUGAUGUACAUAUUGCCAAGUUUUCACCAAAAAGUGUUUUCAUUGACCAAAUUGUGAGAUACAACUGCCUUCCAGUGACCUUGAAAAGUGCCCUUAUAACAUCUGAAGGUGAAAUAUUUCACAUUAAAGUACCAGUUGCAACUUGGGAAUCAGGAAAAGAUGAAGCACACUUAAUUGAAAUAGUCGAGCAGGAAAAACAUGUUGAAACCCAAAAAAAGGAAAUCAAAAGCUCGCUACAGAAAAGAGUAGAUGCAAUAACUACUAUAAAUAUCAAUGCCAAAAAGGUUACACAAGAUGUAAAAGAACCUAUUGGACCGACUCCACUUGAAAAAGAUGAACAAAUUCCAUUUGACACUUAUGAUCAGGAAGUGUCCAUCAAAACUGUGAAGCUGAGAAAAACAGACCUAGUAAUAGAAAAGUUCCCGAUUUUGAAUGAACCGAUUGAGGAACCGGAGGAAGAAGAAACAAAAGGAUCCAAAUUUAUUUCAAAAGUUUUGAGACAGUUCAAAGGAUAUUCAGUGUCAGAAGCGCAAGGAACUCCUAACAAUGUUCAACAAAAAGAAGAAAGUUGGAAUAUUUCGGAUCCUUUGGCGAUUGACGUUUCAGAAAUAGUCGCUGCUACAGUCAGCGUAACCGCAGAUGAAAACGAAAAAAGCAAACGAGUUUCAUUCUACGAUGAUCCUGCCGUAAAAAUAAUUUUCCCAGACAUCAAUGAAGACUUUGACAACUUCCCAAAAAAUGUUCAGAGCGAAGUGGACAGAAUAAUUGACCAGAAGUCUAAGAAAUUAAAAGAUAAAGACAGAAUCGAUGAAGAUUUUGACGAAGAAAUAGUAGUUCAAGAUAAACGGAACUUGGAGAGCACUCCAGUCGAACUUCCUGAUGACGUUUAUCAAAUUCGAGCGGGUGAAUCAAAACCCAAAAGUAGUGGAAACGGUGAAGAGCCGAGUCACAUUGUAGUUUUGAGACGGGAGAUCCGAGACCAAGACGCCGAGGAGUCUAGAACUUACCCGAGAGGAACGGAUUUCAUUUCGAAUUUGAUCAAAGACGGAAAGCUUCCCGAGUUGAAAAUUGAGGAGCCCAUUGAUAUUCCGGCAGUUGAUUGGAUGACAUCGGUAGUAGAAGUUGAAAAUAUAUCAAUCACACCUCUCAGAGCGAGACCAGAUUUGGAUAAUACGAGUGGGUCCAGCUUAGAAGCAUCAGCUUCCAGUUCACUGCCGGUCACAAACAUACACAGUUCAGCUAUGACGUCAUCUCCUGAUAUCACUAACGAGUUCGAGUCCGGAUACGAAUCAGUUACUCCAACUCAGAGUUUAGUAGCACAGGGAACAAAUUCACCGAGACAGUUAUCAAACAAGGUGACUCCUUCGAGAGUUUCCGAAAUGCCGGCCGAUGCCACAAUUUCAGAAGAGGUAGCGGAGGAUAGUUUGAAAAACGAACCCAGUAAAGUAGAUGUUGACGAUGACGAAAAUAAGGAGCCAAUUGAUGAUUACAAGUCGGUUUUGGCAGUCAACCGAAUCGGACUUUCCGAAGAAACGGCCGAUUUUGAUGAAGAUGUUCAAGAAUCCGAGUCGAACCAAGAGGUGAAAGACUUAGCAAAACCAUUAGUCUUGGAUGUUGACAACAAAUUAGAAAACGCGGGUAAAGAAUUGGCGUAUCAGAGAGUAAGUGAUGUUCAAUUAGAAGAAUCAGAAAAUGGUCGAAACGAAACAGCAGAGCCAACUUUGCUUAAUCAAGGAAUAGCCUUUGCAAAAGACUUGAUAGACGAAAAAAAUUUGAACGAGACCGAACCAAUUUAUAACCCAUUGAUAACCCAUACCAAUGAUGAAAUACAAAACAUUUCGCUUCAAAUUGACAAAAGCCUGGACAAUAUUCAAGCUGAAAAUUUCGAGGAGCCAAAAACAACCGUUGAGCCAGAAACCAAAAAUGAGAAACAUUCGGAAAUUCCGAUUCAGUACACAGGAGAAAACGAAGCAAAUAUUUCAUUGAACGUAAUCACAGAAACUACAGAACCUUGUUAUACAAUAGCCAAGUACAGUUUCUUGGCUCAAACUGAACCAUAUACUGAAGAAGUUACAAUUUCGCACAUAUCAUUGAAGUCGGAGGCCACGCAGCCAAACGAACAAUUGGCCGAAGAAAUCGUGCAGGUUUCAGAGACGAAUAAAGUUGAACUUAACGAACAGGUAAAAAGCGCAAAUAGUUCUAAAGAAGCAAGGUUCAAUGUGACUUCAAAUCAUGUUAUUCCAUUGGACUCCCAAAUUUUGGAGGACUUUAUCGAUAGGAAACUUCAAACGCCAGUUCAAAACGAGCCAGAUGUCCAUUUUGAAGAAGAUAAAGACAAUGAGACACCAGUGUCGAGAAAUGCCAUUUCGCGAAUAGAAGAUUUCAAUGAAAAACCAUUUGACGAAAAAACAGAAUACUUAGAAAUCGUGAACAAGAACAAAAUUGAGCUGAAAGAAUCAUCGAACGACUUAGAAGAUCCGAUUGAUGAAACAUCAGCGAUGAGUCCAAUACAGUACAAAACUGGCGAUGUUUCUCAUGAGAAAGGAGAAUAUACUGAAGACUUAGUUAUCGAUAAAACCAUUGGCGCGGAAUCCACUCCCACAAGUAGUGAGAUGCACAUAGAAGAACCUGUGUUUCUGGCCAGGAUUUCCCAUGUAGCUAAGCUGGUAGAAAACUUCUCGGAUGAAACCGUUCAGCAAAUUUCAGCUGAAGUACCAAAAGAAGCGCAUUUAGACAUUUCAAAUGAUGACUCAGAAGCUAAUGAAGACCUCUUGGAUCCUGAAAUUUUCCUCCAAUACGCUCCUAUGGAAACUUUUGAACCCGAUGUGAAUAUAAUUACAGAACUAGAAAGUUCUGAGCCCGCACUAGCGGGUCAAAAAUUGAUCGAUAAUAACUCGAGCGAAAAAUUAAGCGUUAACUAUAAUACGACUGGAAAGCCCCUUCAAUAUAUCUCAGCACAAAAUACCAAUAUGCCGAGCGAUGAUUUAUCAAAACUAGAAGAGCCUAUUGAACUCAACCCCGAUACCAGAACAGUAGAAUCAUCACCAGCAAACGCAUUUAGUUCAGAUAAAACUCCCGUAUCAUAUGCUCAAAAUGGAGACGAAAUAAUUGUCGAAACAGAAGUCACUGAAAAAUUAAAAACGUUGUCCCCAAAAGAAUUAUCUACACAACAAACAAACAAUAAUCUAGAGCCAAUAGAUCAAGAUAAACAUCAGUCUAUCAAUAUUCAACAAGCAAUUCCAACAAAAAUUGAAAAAUCAGUAUCAGAGGAAGUAUCAAGCAUAAAAGAUCCCUUAUCCGAGAAUCCAGAGCUCAGGGGUGAAACAAUCAGAACGAGCAAUCUACUGCCAAAUGAUCAAACUCAAGUUUCAUUACUAGUAAAUCAAAGCGCCGAGCUAAACGACGAAGAAAAUACAGAAAAAAUGGAAUCUAAGCAUCCAAAUGAACUGAUUCCCCAGGAAACGAAAAUUAACCUGGAAACUCCUCUCAAUUCAGACGAACGCAACAGGCCAAUUCAAUUUGCUCCUACUUCAUUUGAAGAAGUGCUUAAGGAUGACGAAACAAAUAUGGCCACUCCGAUUUCUGAAAACCCAGAGAUAGUUAUCACAGGAGGACAGCCUAUAAAUUUACGGCCCAGUGAUAAAAUUGAGGUUUCAUAUCUUGUGAAAAAAGACCCAGACCAAAAGAUAGAUGAAACCUUAGAAAAUUUCGAUUCAAUGGAGCCCAAUGAACUCAUUCUACGGGAAACCAGUAAUGACUUAGAAGCUCCUCCUGAUUCAAAAGAACAGAUAAAGCCUAUUCAAUUUGUACCUUCAUCAUUUGUAGAAAUACCACAAGAUAGCGAAUCUCAUAUCACUACUCCCAUUACUGAAAAUACUGAAGCAAUAAUGUUUGGAAGAGAUGACACGAGUAUAUUUCCAAACAGUCAAAUUCAUGUUUCACAUCUACAGAAUAAAGAUGUAAUUGAGCAAACAGACGAAGAAGCAGCAAAAUUCGAAUCUGCGGAACCAAAAGAAAUACUUCCACAAGAAGUUAAAAAUAGUCUAGAAGGUUCUCCGUCUUUUGCUAACCAAUCAAAACCAAUUCAAUUUGCCAAAAUGACAUUCGACGAGGUGCCUCAUGAAAAAGAAUCUCUUGUACCCACUCCUAUUUCUGAGAAUCUUGACUCCAAAGCAAAUGAGGGAGAGUCCGGGCAUUCAUUACCCAGAACUCAGUCUCCUUUGUCACACAUGACUAAUGAAGAAACGUCUGAGAUAACAGAGGAAACAGUUGAAGAUCUGAAAUCAAUGGUUCCGAAUCAAAUUACUCCACGUGAAUCUAACAGUAAACUAGAAGCUUUCCCCGGUGGUUCAGAAAACCAAAUGAAGCCAAUUCAAUUUGCUCCUACGUCCUAUGAAGAGUUCCCGCAAGACAACGAAUCUAAAUUGGAAACACCGAUUAAAGAAAACCCGGAGGCCAAAACAGUCGAAGAUGACUCUACAGGUUUGAUGUCCGGGGAUCGGAUUCCUAUUUCGCAUCUGCUCAGCAAAAACAAUCAUGAAUCAACAGAAGAAAAUGCAGAGGAAUUUAGUUCUGAGCCUCCAACUGAAAUAAUUGCUCUGGAAGCCAAAAGCAACCUGGAAUCAUCUCCAAUUUCAGAACAGCAAUCUAAGCCAAUUCAAUAUGUUCUUAACUCAGUUGAAGAAGCACCACAGGAAAAAGAGUCUACUAUAACAUCUCCACAACCUUCAGAAUCAGAAAAUACUAUCGUGCAAAGCGAUAUAGUAAUCAAAGCACCUGAAACCAUUAUCCCAGUUUCUACGGUUCAGACCAAAAAAGAGCAGGAUAAUGCAAGAGAAAGUACAGAUUUUCUUCUUGCAAAUGAGGCAAAGCAAAUAACCCCGUCUGAAACUAACAAUGAGCUCGAAAACUUAAUAGAAGACUGCGAGAACAUUGGAAGCCUUCAGUAUGCUCCAUCAAUAGAGACCAAACUUUCGGACGAAGAAACCGAAACCCUAACAAAUCGGGAAUCACUCGAAGGGGCCGAGAGAAGAAUAGAAACCAGCGAGUUCAAGCAAGAACCGCCGGCUUUUAUGGUGAGCAUUUCACAUAUCGCUAGAAUAGAAGGAGAGUCUGUCGAAGAAAAUGUUCGAGAGCUAUCAAUCAUUGUUCCACAGGAAGCUGACCUAGAAGACCUUGACCAUGCAGUAGACUUCGAAGCAACAAAAACGUCAGAAUUUUUAAUACAAUAUGGACCAGUUGAAACAAUAGAAGCUGAUGAGGCGUUAACUGUGAAAGUUUUCACGGCCGAACUGGUGUCUGCUGAAAUAAAUAUGAGCAUCAGCGAAACUACCGAAGAACUUCCUCUGAUUGUUCAGACCGUUUCUGAGUCACAAGAUAGCGAAAUUGUGACUAGAGAGGAAAAACUGGAGGAAUUUGAGGUCAGAGCUCCUGAUGAUGUUCAGAUAGUCAAAGGAGAACACAGUCCUCCAGUCAGACCCGAAUUUACAAAACAAAACUUAAACUUUGUAGCAAAACGGUUCGAUAAGCGGACAGAAGAAACAAUACAUGACAUUUCUGAGAAUCAUGACUCCAAAGCAAAUGAGGGAGAGUCCGGGCAUUCAUUACCCAGAACUCAGUCUCCUUUGUCACACAUGACUAAUGAAAAAACGUCUGAGAUAACAGAGGAAACAGUUGAAGAUCUGAAAUCAAUGGUUCCGAAUCAAAUUACUCCACGUGAAUCUAACAGUAAACUAGAAGCUUGCCCCGGUGGUUCAGAAAACCAAAUGAAGCCAAUUCAAUUUGCUCCUACGUCCUAUGAAGAGUUCCCGCAAGACAACGAAUCUAAAUUGGAAACACCGAUUAAAGAAAACCCGGAGGCCAAAACAGUCGAAGAUGACUCUACAGGUUUGAUAUCCGGGGAUCGGAUUCCUAUUUCGCAUCUGCUCAGCAAAAACAAUCAUGAAUCAACAGAAGAAAAUGUAGAGGAAUUUAGUUCUGAGCCUCCAACUGAAAUAAUUGCUCUGGAAGCCAAAAGCAACCUGGAAUCAUCUCCAAAUUCAGAACAGCAAUCUAAGCCAAUUCAAUAUGUUCUUAACUCAGUUGAAGAAGCACCACAGGAAAAAGAGUCUACUAUAACAUCUCCACAACCUUCAGAAUCAGAAAAUACUAUCGUGCAAAGCGAUAUAGUAAUCAAAGCACCUGAAACCAUUAUCCCAGUUUCUACGGUUCAGACCAAAAAUCAGUAUGCUCCAUCAAUAGAGACCAAACUUUCGGACGAAGAAACCGAAACCCUAACAAAUCGGGAAUCACUCGAAGGGGCCGAGAGAAGAAUAGAAACCAGCGAGUUCAAGCAAGAACCACCGGCUUUUAUGGUGAGCAUUUCACAUAUCGCUAGAAUAGAAGGAGAGUCUGUCGAAGAAAAUGUUCGAGAGCUAUCAAUCAUCGUUCCACAGGAAGCUGACCUAGAAGACCUUGACCAUGCAGUAGACUUCGAAGCAACAAAAACGUCAGAAUUUUUAAUACAAUAUGGACCAGUUGAAACAAUAGAAGCUGAUGAGGCGUUAACUGUGAAAGUUUUCACGGCCGAACUGGUGUCUGCUGAAAUAAAUAUGAGCAUCAGCGAAACUACCGAAGAACUUCCUCUGAUUGUUCAGACCGUUUCUGAGUCACAAGAUAGCGAAAUUGUGACUAGAGAGGAAAAACUGGAGGAAUUUGAGGUCAGAGCUCCUGAUGAUGUUCAGAUAGUCAAAGGAGAACACAGUCCUCCAGUCAGACCCGAAUUUACAAAACAAAACUUAAACUUUGUAGCAAAACGGUUCGAUGAGCGGACAGAAGAAACAAUACAUGAUAUCGGUGAAAGAAUUGCUGUGAUUCCUCAUGAAGCGAGUCCUGAAACAAAAGACAACAAAAAUAAAGCUGAAUUUCAACCGUUCCAGAUAACUUAUGAAAAUUUUCCCGAAAAGGAAAUCGAAACCGUUGCUGAAGAAGUUUCUGAAGUCCCAGAAAGCAUUUUGCCGACUUUUGAAAUUAACGAACCAGAGUUCAACUCGGAGUUCCAUAAUACAGCAGAGCAAAUUUCUCUAUUUAUUCACGAAGAAACAGAAAUCUUUCCAGAAUUGGGAAUUGGAAUGGAACAGUUAUCUGAAAAAAUGUGUCUAAAAUCCUCUAUAAGUGAUGAGAAAAUAAAGCCGAAGUCAAUCGUAGCCUUCACAAUACCUGACGACAAGGGGAAAAUGGAAGAAAUGACGCAGAUAUUGCCAGACUUGGAGUAUCAAGAACUAGUACAAUACGACAGUGGUAAAAAAGACGGUGGGCACCUAAGAGAAGAUGCUAAUAGAUACCAGCCUGAAACGCACACUGGGAAUCUUGUAGAGGAGCUUGAUAAAGAAAUACUAGAAGCAGUUAGUCCCAAUUUGCUCAGUCAGACCAUCGAAUUUGCAAAACCAAGCGAAAUUGAAACCAACCGAGAUUUGAGAAGCGGAAAAACCGAUUUCCAAGUCACGAAGUCACUACAAAUCGGAGAAGAAGUUCCAGAACUAUCCGAAAUCGAGAAUAUGGAAUUGGAACAUGGUGAACUAAUUCCAGGUCUUACAGCUCUUCAAAUCGAGGAAUUGGCGAAGCUUGAAAGCAAUGAUACUGCAAAUUGCAACGAAGUACCAGAAUCUGUAGUGAAGGAUUCUGCGACAACAGAUGAUAUUGUUACAACAGAAGUUUCCUUUAAAAUUUUGGCGGAUGAUAAAUUUUUUGAAAAAACACUCCCUGGAAUGGAAAGUGACGAUGAAAGCAAAAGUGAAAGUUCAACCGAUAUUAUUGCCGACGUUGAAAUUAAGCCAGUUAAUGAUGCAAUAAUUCAAAACAUCGAAGAAAUUGGCAAGAGAUUUGUUCACCUGUCAAUCAAAACUAUCAAAGAAGAGGGCGAAAUUGUUGUCGAAUAUCGAAGAUACGGUUUAGAUGCACCUGAGCUGUCGAGCAUUCAAGGCGACACAAAGAACUUCCUAGAACACCCAGAACAGUACAUAGAGGUCACCAAGAUGGAAAAUGAUGGAACUGAGACAAAACAGGUCACACGUUAUUAUCGAUUUGACGAUCCUGAACUACAAAAAUACUUGAAUCAAACCGGCGUUGAGCCCACAGAUCAAAUUUCAAAAAUGAGCCACCAGAUCGCAGAUGCAUCAUUGCUGGACAAGUCUGGAUUUUUGAAGGGAUCACUGGAGUAUUAUCUUGAUGAAAAUUCAAAUUACACUGUGUUUGUGAAGUUCGUAGAAAAAUCUCCACUUAACGAAACAGUUACUGAAGUUCGCAACUAUCUGUCGCAGGAGUCUGAAAAUUUCACAGUGCCUAUUUCUCAAAUUGACAUGGGUUCUUUCACACCUUUUAAAGAGCAAUUCUAUGAACUCGAUUUCAGUUUCAGUCUCGCCAAUCAACAAGUCGUAAGAGUCAAAAGAUGGUCCCCGAUUUCAGAUUCGUUCUUCGCACACUUGAUGAAAACUGAGUUUCCUGAUAACGAAAAACUUUCUGAAAAAGAAAAAUCGGAAACCUUAAAGUUGUCAAGACCAGUAAAACAGCCAGAAGAUUUUCUUCUGCAAUUUGUUCCUUCAGAAGUUAGAGAAUCAGCAAGAGCUGUUUGCUUAGAAAUCAACCCCGUUUCUGCCGUGAGAGUAAAGGAGCAUCGAUUCAACGAAAAGUUUAAUAUCGUUGACAUUGACAUAAUUCUUCAAACGCCUUCAGAAGAAGAAGCAACUUCAGGCAGAAAAAAUAGAACUAAUGAGAAAACCGGAAUUGCAAAACGCCCAGAAACUCUUGAGAUUCCAGAAAAAAAUCCUGAAAAUGCUGAAAUUAAAGUUGUCCGGCAUAGAUUUUAUUCGACUGUACCAGAGGUGACAACAUUGAAACAAAAACGACUAAUUUAUCAGACACGAAAGGAAAGGAAAGUUAUAGGGAUACUAUUUGAGGUUCAAAAAACAACCACUGAUAUCUUGGAUCGAAGAGUUUCCAAAACGAGCAGAUAUGUUAACCCAGGUGACGAAGUGAUCAACUCACAUGAACUUAGGCCAAUGAAUCAUCUUCUGAAACUGCAUCUCGAGGAGUUUGAAGACGAACGAUUGCACACAAAGAACCCCGAAGUGUGUCCAAAAAUAGAUACCAAUCGAGAGCAGUUCCGAGUUGAAGCCCAAACUGAUAUGGUUGAAAGGAUCUCAUUAGAGGAAAAGUAUGACCAAUCAGGAAACGGAGAAAGAACGAUUAGCAGGUUUAUAAAUGAGCAAAAAUUGGAUUGUAUUGUUGAAACUCGAAGUUACAAAUCGUCAUUGAAACGAAUUUUGAUUGAGACUUCGUCAAGAUCUAAUGCAGAUGUGGAGGCUCCAAAAUUUUACGAGUUCACAAUUAUCCAGAAAAAAGAAGCCCAAGUUGUGCGGAACAGGGUUUGGAUUCCAACCAGUUCUAAACUUCCGAACUUUUUAACUGACAUGGAGGAAUUGCCUAUAGCAGGUAACCGAAAGUUCAUUGCAGAAGCCCCAGACAAAGAAGGCGAAGAAACUGCGGUAAAUGUUUUAUUCAGCGAUAAUUUGAAUAUAAUCAAGGCUGAACAUCUAGAUAUUUGGGGACUUAUCGAUGCCAAUAGAAUGGACAUUCUUGAUUUCGAGGAGCUGACGCCUCGGGUUAGGAGUGGCCGAGUUGUAAUCGAAGUAAGACCAGUGAUAAGCAUGGCUAUCACUGAAUUUUGGGACGGUGAAACACGCUGGGUUUUGAAAUCACGAAAAAUGUUGGAGUAUGACAAAGUCUAUACACUUACGUCAUUCUUGAAAGUGAAAACACCCAGUAUCAAGAAAAUUAGAAAGUCAACGUCUAUGUUGAAAAUAUUCGGUUCUUCUGUAUUUGGUAGCCGAAGAGUGGUCAGCCGAAAAUCGAGAUCAAAAAGCCAGUCAGAUUUAUUGCAUCGACAAGCAUCCAAAUUGUAUUUGGCAAUGCAUUCAGGUCUAGAAAAGCUUCCCACUUUCGAAGUGAAAAAGAAAAACCUGGAGUCAAUCAGAGAUCAAACAAAAACAAAUGUAAUAGAAAUAAAAUCAAGAUCAACCAAACUUCCAGAAGAGGAAAAAGAAUUGGAAUCAGACGAAGAAGAAAAUCUAGAAACUAUUGAACCCACUCCCAUUGGAAUAAGUGUGAAACAGAUACGUCAAAAUCCGAUGUCCAAGGUAGUAAUUUUCGAAGGGACUUCUCGAUAUAGCCACGGAAACUCAUUCAUGGAGAGAAGGACGUAUAGAUCAGAUGACCCAGAAUUAAGUCGAGCUCUUGAAGAGGACCCGACUGCAAUCGUUUUACCUUUGGAUCCAAAUGACUUGCCAAGAGAGCAUGAAACGGUUCACAAAGGUAACGUGGAAGCUGCUCCUUUGACUAUAAACGUACGAGGUAGUGAUGGAAGUAGUUUCUUGUACCGAUACAUUGACGGAAAAGUUAUGAGCGACGACAAUUUAGACACUAUAGAACGUCCAAAUGUCGAAGUUUCACUUUUUGAGCCCAUGCAAGAAAUGACGCCAAUAGAAUUUGAUCUAACUCCAAAAAAUGAGAAAACAGAUGAAAGAAAACGGAGCGUCGAGAAGGUUCAAAAGCGAGUUCUCAAAAUAGUUCGACCUGGAAGCGAAGAGCAACUUACAUUAGAAGAAGCUUUCAGAAGAGAUAUAAUUGACUCGGAUACAUAUUUGAACUUGAAGCAAAGGAACAGCUUGCAAAGACCACGUGUGUAUGACCCGGUAACAGCUCAGCCAAUGAGGUUAGACAAAAUGGAGAUACUGGGAGUUGAACUGCCACCAACGAUGCGUAGAAUUGUCCAUCAUGAUUUUGCGGUGUCUGAAAGCAGUUUGGUGAGUUGGGAUUCAGAAGAGUUAGGAGCCAGGGAAGUAUCAGCUGACCAGGUUGUGCUAGCUCAACAACCACAAGGGGUUUCAAAGUUUGACAAGAACCUUGAUAGCCCAUCGAUUCAACACAAAGCAAUUGCGAUUACUUUGCCUCAAGUGAAGACAUUGCAUUCAAAAGCGAAAGAAAACCAGGAGCCAAUUUUGAUGGCUGAAAAAGAACCUGAAUAUAAAGCUAGAAUAUCAAAGAAGGUGACAGUCUUGGACCCCGUAACGGAGGAACGAAUAUCACUGGAGGAAGGUUUGAGAAGAGGUCUUUUUGACGAGAAGACGUACCAAGAGUUCAAAAAGAACGAACAAACGGAAUCAGGAGUCCCAGUUUCUAAAGAAGAAUAUAGAAGACUUAUCAAGACACAUAAACCAGUUGAAAUUAUGAAAGAAGUAGAACUGCUUUACUUCCCAGAAGUAUCGGAAGUUGAUUUUGAGACUCAAUGCAUACAAGAUUUGGUUCCCGAAAUUGAAGUUCAAAAAGCAGUUUAUGUAGAAAACGAAACGAUAACUUCAAACAAUAGUAAAAAAGUCACACCUGAGGAAGCUUACAAGAAAGGGCUAAUUGACCACUCAACUUAUUGCAACUUCAUUGAGUAUGAUACAUCAGUUGAGCUGGUAACAAUUUCUACUUCAAAAACUGUGCCGGUUAAACCUCCAGACGACAUUAGUAGCCCUGUCGAAUACAAGAACAAACACAGCUUCGAGCAAGUUACAGUCCUGGAUCCCGUGAUGGAAGUCAUGGAACUGGAGUCCGAAUCUCCAGUGGUUUUCAACCCACAAACGAAGGAUUUGGUAUCACCGACAAGCGCACUUAACAUGGGACUCAUCGAUCAGAGGACAUUUUCAAAACUGAUGUUUGAAGUAACGAGCGUAUUGGAAGACGCCAGACUGCUGAGUUCUGUUAACGACACUUUUGCUUUAAAAAUUUCAGUUUUGAAUAAGAAAACAGGCAAAAAAUUAAGGCCACGAAAAGCUUUCGAGAAAGGAUUGAUCAAUGCGGCGAUUUUGGACAUCUUGGAGAAUAGUCCAACUGAAAUUCAGUUCCUGUCUACAAAAUCAGAUCUGUGGCAGAUUUUGAUUUUCGAAUGCAUUAGCGAAAAUGACGAUGUGACACAAAUCUCGUUUGAUGAUGCGCUUGAGUUAGGAAUAAUCGACUCAAACUUUUAUGUCAGAGUUUUCGAAAAUGCAAAACAUAAACCGAAAAUGACGUCAGGUGAAGUUCCCGAGGGAGUCCGAGUGCAAUUCGAAGAGACGAAGUCCAAUGAUGCAAUUUCCGAAAAGGCAGGAAUCAUUGUCGUGACUGAUUCCGAAACUGGAAUUACACUGAACCUUGAUGAUGCGUUCAACUCGGGUUUGAUCGAAGAUGAAAAAUAUAAAGAACUUAAGGAUCGAGAAAAAGCGGGCAUUCGAGAACUAGAAGUCAGCAAAAUUGAUGGAAAAGUUUUUGUGUUUUCUUCGCAGACAGGAGAAACAUUUAGCGUCGAAGAAGCAUUCACGCGAGGUUGGAUUUCACUGCCAGUUUACGAGAGGCUGACAAAAGGCAAAGAUAAAUCGGUUCGAAAUCAGCAACUUCCAAGAUCUAUAAUGAUAACAGAUUCUUCAAGUAACAAACAGUACACAAUUGAAGAAGCAUUAGAACGGAAACUGAUUUCACAGAAGGGUUAUGCAGACAUAAUUUCAAAAUAUCUCUCAACGUCUAACGCUCCGAUUCAAGAGGAAGCAUUAGUAGCAGGUGCACACAACCGAAAGAGCUUUGCGUCGAAUCUGAAUUUGACCUCACUUCAAAACAUUGCAACUAGCUCGUUCGCAACGUCUCACGAGGUAUUAAAUUUGGAAUUUUCGGUUAAAAUAAACGAGAUUGAAUUGGUUACUUCUGAAGUUUUACCCACUUGUUUCAACUUGGACACAAAGUUAUUAGAACAAGGAGCCGAAAAAGUGCAAAUGCCGUUAAUAAUUCCAGGAGCGAUUUCUAUCAAUGAUCGCAAUGGUGAAACUAGUAUAUCUAUGGAAGAAGCGAUUCAUCAAAAAAUUUUAUCUGAACAAAACAAAACAUCACUAAUGGCCCAGCAGUACGAAACUUUACAAAAAAUUGUUUCAAAGUAUUUGAACAAAAUUAUGGUGAAAGAUGCAACGCCAAAUGAUGACAAAGUGUUUGAACAACUCCAAGCAAGUGAUCAAAAGAUAAGCGAAGAAGAAUGUUCGAAAAUCAGGGAACAGCUACUCACUAUUGUGAACAAAAACCGCAUCCAAAAAACAAUGGAAAAUCAGGGAUUUUUAAUUUACAAUUCAAAAACAGGCAAGACUCAAGAGUCGAAAAAUCACAAGAUAUUAUCCAAAAAAAUUGAUCUGACAUUCUAUCUGAAGGAUUCCAACAAGUUAGCUAGUAUUGAUGAGUUUUAUGCAUUCUUGGAACACAUACCUCAAAUGAAAACGUUUGAAAUAGUUGAAAACCUGCUGUCCAUUUUAAAAUCUCCUUCGACUGAUCCAAGCUAUUUGUUUAUUUAUUCAGAACAUAAUCAACAUUUGAGCUCUUUGGAAAACGCUAUUGCUUCGAGGAGCAUCAAUGUUCAAGAUUACUUAAGAUUCCUGCGACAUGACCUCCAAAACAUGACAUUUGUUUCGACAGAUCAAACAGAUGACCUUUUUAUAUUACCAACUGCCCUGUCACAGGGAAUCAUAACUGACAAAAUGUAUUACCAGCUAACUCAGACGGUCAAUAAUGACAGCCGAAUAGACGAUUUCGAAAUUCAUGAUCCAUUCUUUGAAACCACUUUGAAGGUAUCUGAAGCCUUUCAACAAGGAAAAAUUUCUUCAAACCAAUUAAAACUGAUUAUUCUCCUGAGCACGCAAAACCCCGAGACAACGGGUAAAAUUUUCAUAAUUGACCGGGACAACGAUUCGGUGAUUUCGCCUUUUGACGCCAUUGAGCUGAACCUUCUUGGAGUAAGCGAACUAGAUUCUUUAGUUUUGACUAAUGUGAAAUCGUUCGAAAAGAUUUCCCCACCUGGAAUUCAUAUUCUCAACCCCGAAAACCGAGAAAUUUUCACUCUGGAAACUUCCCUCGAGCUCGGUUUUACAAACAUAGAAGUCUACGAAGACCUCUGUUCAAUUGCAUAUCUGAGGCCACAAAGUGUUCCGAAGCUUCUGGUCAUGCUGGAAGAUUCGAAAUUGGUCUCACCAAUUGCUGGAUAUCUAGAUGGAAUCAUAGACUCCAAUCUUUAUGAAAAUAUCAAAACGGACAAUAUCGACUACCUCCUUUCCCUCAAACCUUCCCAAGUAACAGUCAUGCAGCAAAGUGGCACUCUCAGUCCACUAGAAUUGGUAUUCAAAGAAGACUUGAUUGACUUGAAUUCAUUUGCGAACCUAUUGGCUUUAAUGAGCGAAGAUCUCGAAAGCACUCCAUCAUUUUUGAUUUUGAAUCCUUCAAAUGGGAAGCUUCUCGAAAUUCGGGAAGCAGUGCAAAAGAUGGUGGUCGAAUUCGAAACGCUCUCAGCUGUGGAUCCAAAUAUAUUGAUGAAAUACAAGUACUCUGACACUCAAUGUUUCAUACCAGGGAAAAAGCUGUGCUUGUUAAAAGAAGCAUUGACUGAACACAUAAUCGAAAUGAAAAAUUUUAUCCAAUUUUUGAUAGACAGCGAGACGGCCGAGGCAAUGUUGAUAUAUGACGAAACAAGGGGAAUCUUAGUUAACCAAUCAGAAGCUAGCAACGCUCAACUUUUUGACCAAUCAGAUUUAGUCCACUUUUCGAUAUCCAAAAAGAGCGAAAGAUUGAUUCUGUUCCCGGAAACUCAGCAAUUUUACACAGUUGAAGACGCACAAGCAAACGCACUGAUUUCGUCAAAAUCUCAUCACUUAGUGAAAGCUGCCCUUCAUGAGUCAGGCAAGUAUAUGACACAAAUAGUGGUUUGGAGCAAAAGCAUCCAAAACAUUUUGUCGACAUACGAGGCAGUUUUCCGAGAAACAAUUACGAAAGAUCUUUUCUACGAAUUAAGCUAUCAGAGUAGUGAGUUCUGUCACAUUUUACCAAACCCCGAAAUUGAACUUUACUCCCUUAAAAUGGGAGAGCGAAUGAGCAUUUCAGAUGCAGUUUUGAACCGAUUGAUUCUUCCAGAAAAUGUUGCUCUUCUAUUAGAAAAACUAGAAACAGAGCCUGAAAUAUUCCCGAAGACGCUGAUAAUUCACGCUACACUGCAAGACGUUAUCGUACCUCUAGAUGCUGUCGAAUCAGGUUUGGUCACGCGAAAUGAGUUGGAACAAAUUUGCGACACAUUCCAAAAUUUACGCAUUCCAUUUAAAGACACAGGAUUGUAUAUUUGGCUGUCACUUACAAAGAUGAUAAUCCCUAUUUUUGAAGCCUUGCAUGAAAAAGUCAUAUCAAGUUUUGUGUUCAUGAACAUAGUUCAAAAGCUAAAAUUCGAACCUGAACUACUAACAAAACUUUUAGUUCUAGACGAAAAUACCGAAAAUAUUUUCACGCCACUGAUCGCAGUCGAUUUAGAAGUCAUGGAAGUUUCCGAGUUCGACGAAAUCUUGUCAUUGCAGCCCGAAUUGAUCCAACCAGUAAAAAGCACCGGGAUCUAUGUAUUAAGCAUGAACAAUGGUGAUUAUGACAUGAUUGAGAAUUGUGUCUUGAAUGGAACAAUAUCGCUCGAAAGUUACUCAGAGACCUUGCGACUUUUCAAAGAGAACGGAGUCGAAACUAGGAAGACAAUGCUAUAUUUUCCCGAUUCUGACGAGCUUCUGACCAUCGAUAAAGCAAUGGAGGAGAACUAUUUAACAGCAGAAGAUGCGACAAUGUUUGUAAACACAACACCUGGUUUAGUGCAGCCUGCAAAAUAUAGUGGAAUUUUUGUACUUUUGAUGCCCGAAAAGCUUCUGGUGACGUUGGAAGAAUGCCUGAAUAAAGGAGAUGUGAAUUACGAUACAUUUUUGGAAAUUCUUUCCAGACAUUACUCAAACGCAGCUAAACUGUUUGUACUACAAGUAAACUCAGACAUAAUCAUGACAAUUGAUGAUGCGCUGAUGAACCGAUUAGUUCCAAGCGAAACUUACAAAGAUCUUUACGAUCGGAAACCAGAUUUAUUCAGCGACGAAAAAGUUCCUGAAAUGUUCAUAAUGGACGCAGAUUCGGGAAAAAUUGUACUUUUAAGCCAGUCAGUCGAGGAAAAAGUUCUUCCUCAAAGCAUAGCCAUUCAAACCGAAAGAGAUCUGAAAGUCAACCCUUUUAGGCUGCGCAAACUAAUGAUAUAUUCAGCUCGACAAGAAAAAAUUUUGAAGAUUUCUGAGGCGAAGAAUCUUGAUUUAGUAGACGACCAUUUCUUUGAAGAAUUACUGAGCACACAGCCUGACGCCUUCGAAUACCCAAUCUCCUCAAAAAUAAGCAUAGCUCCGUUUGAGAAAAUGAUGAGAAAUAAUUCAGAACUUUCUAGUCUGGAAAAUUCCGUUCUGACGGGUGAAUUGGAUGUUUCAGUUUUUGACGAGAUCGAAAGGCGUAUCACGAAAAAUCCUUUAUCUGUAACAAAUGUCAUGAUUAACACGAAUGGAAAUCUGACAAGUUUAUCCGAAGCAUUCAGGCAAAACUUGAUAUCGCAAGAUAUUUUUGAUUCGUUAAAUGCGAGCGUAAACGGCGAAAAAAACGUCCUUGGCUCUAAAUGUAAGCUUUUAGACGAAAAAUCAAAAGAUGCAAUUGACCUAUGGACAGCCUUCACUUCGGGCGUAAUCGAUGAGUCACAGUACCAAGAAAUGACGAGGUGUGAAAGAGAGUUUCCAGAAACAUGCAGUCGUCUCUUUGUUUUGAGCCAGGGAUAUAAAAUAGAAAAUCUGAGAAGCAAACAAGAUUUAGAAGCUGCAUUAUCAACAUCAAGCAUGAAAAAUAUCGAAAAUCAAGAACUGGAAACACUUAUUAAGCCGAUAAUCAGUCCGCUGCCGAUGAUUUUUGACAUUGACCGCAAUAUGUCAAUUUCCGUGUUCGAAGCUUUAGAACGAGAGUUGAUUACAGUUCAAAUGAGUGAUUCACUCUGUGAACAAGUAAUGAAGAGACCGGAAAAGUUGACGAAAGUUCUGGUCCCAGACAGAAUUACGAAGAAGUUAUGGUCCCCACUCGACGCCUUGGAGAAAGGUAAAAUAAAUCAGACCGAAUUCGAAAACAUAAAAUUGAUUUCCAAAGAAGCGAACCAAUUCUUAAAAAUACCUGAUUUGAAAGUGUACAAUGAUGAUUCGAAAGCGAUCAAUCACAUUUACGAUCUCAUCAUGAAAACCGAAAUUGAAGUCGAGACGCUUAAUCAGGAACUGCAUAAAUUAACUAUUGGUGGGCUUGGAAAAUUGAGGAAGAUGCUCAUUUACAUGCCUUCGAAAAAAUCUUUUUCAUUUGUGACACAAAUUGAAAACGAAAUUCUGAUAGAGACGGAACGAGCUGAAAUAAUCAAAUUGCAUCCAGAAACUAUCGAGAGCUAUUUGAGUCCGUCUAAUGUUUAUUUUGUGAAUGAUUCUUCAAAAGUCCUUCCGAUGUGUGGCCUAUUGAGACAAGAAGUUCUAACCUCGACGGAAUAUGAAGAACUGACUGAAGAAAUUGGAACCAUGAAAAAUAUGCAUACCAAAAUUUUUGUAAAAACUGAAACACAGGAAGGUCAAAUUAAGCUGAACAACUUAUCUGAAGAUCUGUUUGAACAGUUUAGUGAUAGCUUAAAGUACAAGCUCAAAAAUUAUGGAUCGCUGCGUGAACAGAAACCACCAAGUGGAUUAACCACUUUUAACCCAAGCUCAAACGCCAUCUUGCCAUUAGAGAAAGCAAUUAAAAACAAUGAAACAAAAUUUCAACAAGUAAUGGACGAAUUUGAAAUGAGUCCUGAAGACUACACAGGAAUCCUAAUUCAAAGCGAGUCAAAAACUAUUACAGACGAAACUGAGUUACUGUGGCCAACCGAAGCUCUAAGCAGCCAUACAGUAGAAGCUUCUCAGAUUCGCGAUUUGCAAAGAGAUUUUCCGGAAGUAUUUCAACCUCAAAAAACAUCAGGUGUGACCUUGAUUGAUGUAAAAUCAGAAAACGUUCUGCCCUUGGAAGCCUCAUUUAAUCUUGGAUUGAUCACAUUUGAAUUUUUCAAUGAAAUCGUGAACAAAGUCGACAGCGACGAAUCUUUUGGAACUAACUUGAUUCUGUUCGACAACGAAUCAAAAAGAACACGCAAGAUACCUGUUGCAACAAUAUGCUUUACAAUGGCUGCAGAAGACUACGCGACUUCAUUUUACGGAGAUGAAAUGAACACCGAAGUAGGAGAAGAUCUAGUCGAUGGCGCAGCUUCGAAAAAAACGGACCUUGAGUCAAUUCCAGAAAUACAAGAACCGGUUGACGGAUCUUCUAAUAAGAAAUUGGUUAAAACAUUACCCUCUGUAAAGCCCAAAACGGCACCAGCUGUUAGUAAAGAAAAGAAAGGAACAAAGUCCCCAACAGUUUCAAGCAAACUAACAACGCCGAAAAAGCAACCCGUGGUUCGACGUCUGAAUGAUGAACCAGGAACUCCUUCUAAAACCGCAGCACCUGGGCUAAAGUCUCCUUUACGACAGCGAACCAAAUCAACUGACUCGAUCUCCAGUCAACCAGACUCGAAGAGCGAAAAGCAGUGGAGAUCCGCUCUGGUUGUCACCCCUGAAGUGGUAGAAAUUCUUCUGAGUCCUGUAAACACAUUCAUAAAAUGGAUGGCGGAAGACAUCAAAGGCGAAGCAAGCAAAGGAUCGGAGAGUCAUUCCACUGUGAUGCUAAAUGAAAUGAAAUCACUCAAUCUAGAGUCGGAAAUCAGAGUAGCCGAUGAGAUCAAACAGUUCGCGUCAUCAUUCCUGCAGAAACACGCUACUCUGAUUCCAACUGAAAGUGCACAGAAGAUAAGGAGCAAACUGCAGGAGAUGCAGAGAAAACUAGAUGUGCACAAACGCAAACUGAAUCAGCAGAAUAACAAAGAGACGGCUGGGCAGUUUAAGAAAAAGAAAAGCACCUCGACCAUCGCGGAAAACAAAGACGGUCCGUUUUUGACGGAAAUCCAAGUAAAACUGGCUGAACUAUCGGAAGUAUCAGCUUGGAACGAGAAAAACCCUCUCGACACAUUUUGGAUCUAUGGACGAGAUUCUUUUGAAGAUGUCUCUGACAUACUAUCGACAAAAAUCAACAAUUCCGAGAACAUUUUGAGAAUCGCGGAUGAGUUAAAAAAUUGGUCCGAAGAUAUAGCAAAGUACGAGCUGCAUCCGAUUUUGAAAACCCUCAAUGCAAACUUCGGAGAGACAAUUUCAAACUUUAAGGAAGAAAUAGAAAAGACGAGCAACUUUUUGCACUGCAAGCAAAGUGAUCUGAUAAAAACACAAUCACCCCUCAAGACGAUCGGGUUGAAUUUUAAACAGAUCGAGAAACUCCUGAAUAAUCAAGUUGAUAAAGUCGCUUUUAAUAUGUCACAAAAAUUAGUGGAGAGUUGUAUCGAAACACUUAACUCUAUCGAGCAGAAGUUUUUACCAGUUCUGGACAAAAUAAGUUUGGCAAAAAUUUUGAGUCCGUUCUACAGCGAACUGGAAACAAAGAUCGAGCUACUUGAAAACGGGUUGAAAAAGGUGCUGAAACAAAACUUCGAAGAUUUGGUUGAAAAAGAGAUUCUAGAUUUACUGACUGAGCAUCGUAACAACAUGGAAUCAUUGGACUCUUCUUACAAAGAUUUGAUCUCAGAUCCACCCGAGUCAAAAGAAGAUAUUUUGCACUCAUUGAAAGAAAUCUUAACAAAUCUCGAGAAAAUUUAUCUCGAACUAGAAAGUAGCAUGUUCACUGAUGCAACAACAGAGGUUAAAGUAUUAGCCAAGGCAGUCAAAUCAAAGCUGCAAAAGGUGAAAACAAGGGUUCAGAGGCUGUUUUCUCAAACUAAAGCAACGGUGAUUGGAGAUUUGACCGAAGAUGAGAAAAAGGUCAGGUCGAACUCAUUCAUGACGAUGUGGAAAAACAAGAUGCAAUCUUGGGGGACUAUGACGCUGAACUGGGACUAUUUAGUAUCUAUUCUAUCAAAAAUUCAGGUAAUGAAGAUUGAACUCGAAUGCUUUAACGAAAACGAAAAUUACGAAACCACGAAACAAAACACGGAAAAUUUAGAGGGUAAAAUCCGAAUUCUACUUGAACAGUUGAAUAUUGUUGCGAAGUCAACUAGCAGAAUCCGAACAUUGACUCACAGCAUCGAGAUGUUGGAUGAAAUCCUAAUGAAUACGACCCUAAAUGUUGACCGAGCGUUGCUACAGAGAAGUCAAAACUUAGAGGAAACGGAAAAACUCCUCGUUGAGUUGCAAGAAGUUAUAGGCGAGUUGAUUUCUUUCCGAGAAACAUCAGCAACGCAUUUGACUGCCUGCUCACCAGAGAGUGUUGAGUCAUUCUGGAGUCUUGUGCAACAAAAAAUGGCCAGCGCCGAAAAUUUCUGCAACCGAUACGCCACAAGAAUUGGAACCCUUAAAGUGGUACGUGAAGCGAUGCUGGAAAUAGUCAACACGGAAGCAACAUUGAGUCACGGUUUGGGUGAUAUAUUGCAGAAAAUUGGCAUCGACUGUUUAACUGCGCAGAAAGAAAACAUGGAGAUGCUUGUUUCGGAGAUUGAGAAGAACAUCGUGAAAUCAUCAGAAUUGAUGAAAACGAAUGAAAACAUCACUACUACACUAAAACAGCUGGAAUCCGAAUCUUGGAACACAGUCACAUUCAGUAGCCAUCCGAAGCAGUUAAAUGAAAUACUGAAGAAAAUGAAAAUAUCAGUGCAGACGAAGAUGAAUAGAGCCAACAGUGCCAAAGAAAUGAAAACAAACAGUCACGCAAGUCUGGAUGAAAUUCUGAAAAUGCUAGAUGAAAUCAAUGAAUUGAACUCUAAAGCAGAUAAUGAGGAGAACAAUGCCAAAAUGACGGAAGCAGUUAAAAAAUCAAACUCCAUUUUGAACAGCUUGGGAAAUUACAUGAUCCAAUUGGCAACGACAUUCGACGUCACCAGAGUUGAGAAGCAACUGACCAUAUCAUAUUUCAAAAAAAUCGAAGACUUCAUAAAGAUGGAAGCGGGCUUUACAGAGAGAUCGAAAGCAGUUGAAUACAUUUCACAAAUUGAGCAGAAUCUAAACUCUCUUCAAACUGCAGUGGACUCUAAUUUGUCAACCAUGAUGAGCUCACUGGAAUCACAGACUGCUCCGAGCACUUUCACCAAAGCAGGAUUUGAGCAAGGAGACCUGAGUUUGAACUGCUUUUCAUUGGAGAUGAAAGUGGCUAAAAUCCGCAUGCAGAUGUUGCAGAAUUUGACUGCUAUUGGUGCUAAUUUGAAUAGAGAGGAGUCAACAGCUAAACGAACAGAAUUUGAACGAAGAUGGUGCGAUUUGGAAGAGCAAUUUGACUCAAAACAGAGGCAGUUUGAGGCCGCAAGAGAGGGGUUUGAAAGUGCGCGUGAAUUCAUAGACGGAGUGAGUCAGUGGAUGAGGAGUAGCAGAGAGAGGGUGAAGAGUCUGUCCAAUCUCCAUCUGGACACCAACACAGUCGACACUCAAGGAAGGGUCACUAAGAAACUGGAGAAGGAGUGCAACUCAUGGUUGCAGAAAGUAGACACUCACAUCGCACGACUGAAAGAAUUUACAGAAGGAAACGAGACGCAGAGCAGCUCUGGUAUCUUUAGCAGACUGGACAGGAUCAAACAGGACCUGGAUGAUAUCAAGGACACUAUUGACAUGAAGCUACAAAAACUGAUCCAGUCGCAAUCGAUCAUCGACGUCUCCAAAGCGGCAUCGAUCGCGGGAUCAUCUUCCAGUCUAGCCAGUUCGGAAGAGCAAUCGAAACAGCUGAAGAGAAACCGACCCAAGAGCAUGGAGCUGUCUGUGCUGCACUCAAAACAAGGUGCUUCCAGUCCAAAAUUGGCAAAGCCCAUUAGACUGAAGUCGACGCAGAAUCUCAAAGAUGGGAAAAAAUAAACUAACUCAGCUUAAAAUAUUUCAUGGUUUCAAUAUUUUUGUACAUAAAACAUUUGCAUAGCUUUAAAAAGAUUUUUCAACUUCAAA